Molecule: messenger RNA, 786 nt
Organism: Kwoniella shivajii
Lineage: Eukaryota; Fungi; Basidiomycota; Tremellomycetes; Tremellales; Cryptococcaceae
Exons: 5
Coding region: 1-786 (261 amino acids)
Molecular function (GO): oxidoreductase activity
Source: RefSeq, a predicted model, not a curated record
AUGACAACUGAAAACAAACGAGUGAUUAUCGUCACUGGCGCUUCUGCAGGAAUCGGAAGAGCAACUUCAAUUCAUUUAUCAGAGACAUUCCCUUCGCCCACUCAUCCAGAACAACUGGUUUUGAUAUUGGUAGGAAGAAGAAAAGCUGAAUUGGAAGCUACCGGAAGUCUGCUGAGACAAGGUACUAUAGUAGAGAUAGCUACUGGAGAUGCGAGUGAUGAAGCAUUCGUAUCCGGUUUGGAAACAACUAUAAAAGAAGCAUAUGGUAGAUUGGAUUUAGUCUUCAACAAUGCAGGCAUCAACAAGAAAUCAGAAGGUCAAUUUGAAGAUCAAGAUAUCACUUUGUUCAGAGAAGUGUUGGAUGUCAAUAUCAUGGGAGCUGUCCUGUUCACAAAACUCGCUUUCAACAUCAUGAAAAGUCAGACACCCAAAGGAGGUAGGAUAAUUAAUAACGGCAGUAUAUCAGCAACUGCGCCCCGACCGAACAAUACUUCCUAUACAAUCUCCAAACACGCAAUCACAGGUCUAACCCGAUCUACUUCAUUGGACGGCAGAAAAUAUGGGAUCACAUGUUCUCAAAUUGACAUUGGGAACGCCUCGACAGCAAUGGGAAAUCACGUACAAUCUGGGUCUAUACAAGCUGAUGGAUCAACAAAGAUAGAACCUACUAUGAGUGCUGAUAACGUAGCUAAGACGGUUGCAUUUAUCGCUUCAUUAGGAACAGAUGUGGAUGUCUUGAGCUUGGAAAUCCUUGCAUCCGGUAUGCCAUACGUUGGAAGAGGAUAG